AUGGUCCCCCACCCCCUCCAGAUCCUCUCCAUCGACGAGACAAACCGGGCCCACGAUGCUGUCGUCAAAGCCCACCCCGGUGUUGUCAUCAGUUUCAGGGAGAUCUUCCUGCAAGAGCCCGCCAAGGCCGACCUGACCAAGUUCUUGGACCUCGAGCACUCCGGCCGUCUAUCACCCACGACACCCCGCCCCCCGCGCCUGGCCAAGGUCCAGUACGAUGUCAUCGGCGCUGACAGGGUCCCCGAUUACCACGAGUCCAUCAUCGAUGUGAACCGUGGGACGCGCGUCAAGCACGAGGUCAUUGGCAAGCAGCACCAUGCUGCCCUGACGCUGAAGGAAUUCGACACCCUCGUCGCCGUCUGCAAGGCCUCUCCCUUGUUCCAGGAGGCCAUCGCCGAGUUCAACCUGCCCGAGGGCUUCGAGGUCGUUGUGGAGCCGUGGCCGUACGGCGGCCUGGAUGCCGAGGACGAGAACCGGCGCUACUUCCAGGGCCUGAUUUUUGCAAACGACACCCGCACCGGCAACCCGGACUCCAACUUCUAUGCCUACCCCCUGCCGCUCAUUCCCGUCAUGGAUGCCCACAAGCAGGAGAUCGUCCGCAUCGACCGCCUGGCCACGGGCGGCAAGGGCGACGGCCUCACGGAGAAGACGAACAGCCCCAACAUCAUCGAGCACUGCGCCACGUCCGAGUACGUGCCAGAGCUCCUGCCCGGCGGAACGCGCAAGGACCUGAAGCCCCUGAACGUGCAGCAGCCCGACGGCCCGUCGUUCAAGGUCACGGACGAGAGCCUGGUCGAGUGGCAGAAGUGGCGGUUCAGGGUCGGCUUCAACCCGCGCGAGGGCGCCGUCAUCCACGACGUGCACUACGAGGGCCGGAGCGUGCUGUACAGGCUGAGCAUCAGCGAGAUGACGGUCCCCUACGCCGACGCCCGCCCUCCCUUCCAGCGCAAGCAGGCCUUCGACUUCGGCGACGGCGGCGCCGGCAACUGCGCCAACAACCUCGCCCUCGGCUGCGACUGCCUGGGCGUCAUCAAGUACUUCGACGCCGUCGUCAUCGGCCGCGACGGCAAGGCCACCCCGCACCCCAACGUCGUCUGCCUGCACGAGCAGGACAACGGCAUCGGCUGGAAACACACAAACUGGCGCACCGGCCGCGCCGUCGUGACGCGCAACCGCGAACUGGUCGUCCAAUUCAUCAUCACCCUCGCCAACUACGAGUACGUCUUCGCCUUCAAAUUCGACCAAGCCGGCGGCAUCGUCAUCGAAACGCGCGCCACGGGCAUCGUAUCCGUCGUCAACAUCGACGCCGGCAAGACGAGCGCCUACGGCAACGUCGUCAACCCGGGCGCCCUCGCCCAAAACCACCAACACAUCUUCUGCGCGCGCAUCGACCCGGCCAUCGACGGCCACCGCAACACCGUCAUCCAGGAGGAAUCGCACGCCGUGCCCAUGAACCCGGCGACCAACCCGCGCGGCAACUUCUACGAGGUCCGCCAGUCGCCCAUCACGACGUCGACCCACGCCGACGCCGCGCCCCAGCACAACCGCGUCUUCAAGAUGGUCAACCCCGGCCGCGCCAACCGCGUCAGCGGCCGCCCCGUCGGCUACAAGUUCGCGCCGCCGCCGACGCAGCUCCUGCUCGCGGACCCGCAAUCGGUGCAGAGCCGCCGCGCGGCGUUCGCGCGGCACCACGUGUGGGUGACCAAGUACCGCGACGACGAGCUGUACGCGGGGGGCCGCUUCACGCUGCAGAGCACCAGCGAGGUGGAUGGCGUGGCGGACGCCGCGGCCCGACGCGACCCCGUCGAGAAUGAGGAUGUGGUCGUGUGGAGCGUGUUUGGGCUCACGCAUAACCCCCGCGUCGAGGAUUGGCCCGUCAUGCCGGCCGACAUCUUUCAGAUCAACCUCCGGCCGGCGGAUUUCUUUGAGGCGAACCCCGCCAUCGAUGUGCCGAGCAACAAGAACUUGGCGAGCGUGGAGGUGUAUAAGGAGAAUAAGAGCUGUUGCGUGAAGGGGAAUUUGUAG
Messenger RNA from Diplodia corticola, 2025 nucleotides. Its product is annotated as copper amine oxidase. Gene Ontology annotation, biological process: amine metabolic process. The transcript has 2 exons. Gene Ontology annotation, molecular function: primary methylamine oxidase activity; copper ion binding; quinone binding. Bases 1 to 2025 code for a protein of 674 amino acids. NCBI's taxonomy places the organism in Eukaryota, Fungi, Ascomycota, Dothideomycetes, Botryosphaeriales, Botryosphaeriaceae. The record is from RefSeq and is a predicted model, not a curated record.